UUGUGUUAACAGCAGCAGUGGAAAUUUCCAGUCGCUCAUUCAUUGCUGGUUUAGCGAAGGUGUGCAACGGGAAGGACAUAAUUACACGUUAACGUCUUGUAACUGUUCAGACAAUCGUUUGGACCAUAUUUAUCAGCUUAACUACAAACACCUGAAUCUUCGCCUUUUUGCAUCUUCUGCCUUCGCCCUUGACAUUUUACAGUCAACAUGUCCCAGCAGCAGAUUAGCCUCCCUGCCAAGCUCAUCAAUGGUGGCAUUGCCGGCAUUGUUGGGGUCACGUGUGUCUUCCCCAUUGACUUGGCAAAGACCAGGCUUCAGAACCAGAGAAGUGGGCAGCAAAUCUACAAAAACAUGAUGGACUGCCUUGUCAAAACUAUUCGAUCAGAGGGAUACUUGGGAAUGUACCGAGGCGCCGCUGUAAAUUUGACCUUGGUGACCCCCGAGAAGGCCAUCAAGCUGGCAGCUAAUGACUUCUUCCGCCAGCACCUUUCCAAGGACGGGAAGGGGUUGACGUUGUUCAGAGAAAUGCUGGCGGGCUGUGGGGCCGGCAUGUGUCAGGUCAUUGUUACUACCCCCAUGGAAAUGCUGAAGAUCCAGUUACAGGACGCCGGCAGGCUCGCGGCCCAGCAACAGAAACCGGUCAUGAUGGCUCCCACGAAGCUCGUGGUAACAAACGCGGUUCUCAGCCGCUCCUACAACUCGGGCCCCGUGGCGUCGGUCCCCAGGGCCGUGUCGGCCACGCAGAUCGCGAAGGAGCUCGUGCAGGCGCAGGGCAUCCAGGGCCUCUACAGGGGUCUGGGGGCAACACUGAUGAGGGAUGUACCCUUCUCUAUUGUUUACUUCCCGCUGUUUGCCAACCUGAACCGCCUGGGUAAACCCAGUCCUCAGGAGUCGUCGCCCUUCUACUGGGCCUUCCUCUCCGGGUGUGUUGCCGGAUCUACCGCUGCCGUCGCUGUUAACCCGUGUGAUGUGGUGAAGACCAGACUGCAGUCCCUCAACAAAGGAGCAAGUGAGGAGAGUUACAACGGAGUUAUGGAUUGUGUUAGUAAAAUCAUGCGGAAGGAGGGUCCCGCUGCCUUCCUGAAGGGCGCCGGAUGCCGGGCUCUGGUCAUUGCACCUCUGUUUGGAAUCGCGCAGGUCAUGUAUUUUGUUGGCGUCGGUGAAUAUAUCCUGGACAACUUCUCCCUGAGUUUUCUGUCAAUCUGAGUCGUCUCAGCAGGCGACCUACACACAGGACCCGAUGGAACAACAGGCAGCUACAUGCAAUCCGUUUACAGCAACAAAAAAAAGAGGAACUCCUGACUUUUUUUUGUUAAAUAAUCUAUAUAGUUUGACAGCUGUGUUGCACUUGCACACUUUUGACUCUGAAGCCGACUGAGCCCGUUGUUUGCACUUGAAUCUGUUUUGCCUUUUUAAGGUGGUGGACUCAGAAUUACAGUGUUGAUCUGUCCUAGUCCUAAAGCAUUCAUGUCCAGGUUCCCUCUAUGAGGGAGAGGAACUCAAUCACAGACCCGUUUUCUGGUGUUUUAAUGUUUCCAACUUUGUGUCUUUGCUAUUUCUAUGAAUAGGAUAUCUUUGUUAUAUUUAUAUAUAUAUAUAUAUAUAUAUAUAUAUAUUUUAUUUCCUUUUUGCCCAGUUUCCAUUAAUGUCUCAUCACACAGAACCUUCAGCUUAGAAAUAAGACUUGUGAUGGUUAAAUGUAUGAGGCCCAGUUUACGUUUGCAUUUUUUUAAACAUGUUUUAUAUUCUACUGUUUGACAUUAAAGGUGCAUUGUGCAAGUUCCAGGGUUUUUGCUGACGUCUGCCCCUUCUGGCGACAUGUUGAAAUGACACCAGUGUUGGAGCAAAGUAACAGUUUGAACGAGAGCGCGUCAUGGAGGCUAGCCCAGAGGAUUCGGCCCGAAUCGUUCUCUCAAACUGACUAACGGGGGCCCAUAUAAACAUGCACAACUUAAGCAAUGCACCUUUAAGUUUGGUUGUUUCAUUGGGCUAAUCUUGAACCUUCCUACUGGCGUGGGACCAUGCAGGUUACCAAACCAUUAAAAGCGUCCUCAUUUACACUUCAUCGUCCCGUUUGUUGUCAAAGGUUGACUGUUUGCAUUUCCUUUCCAAAGCUUGACGUUUUGUUAUGCUUAUUACGCUUGUCUACGCAAUCUCACUUUUACAUAUGGAGACCUGAACAUUUACUCUAAAUGCCACUUCUGGAUUAUGCUUUAAUAGAGCAGAAUUGUAUUAAUUUGGUUCUGAGGCUGCAUUAUUGACUUGAAUUGAACAUAAAUACUGUGAGAGAUGAUGUUACAUACUGUCAUUGUGAUCUGUACACACUAGAUCCAUUAAAUCUUUUUUUUUUUUUUCCAUUCA
This is a messenger RNA of Fundulus heteroclitus (mummichog), 2361 nucleotides long. It is a transcript of the gene slc25a55a, whose product is annotated as solute carrier family 25 member 55a. NCBI's taxonomy places the organism in Eukaryota, Metazoa, Chordata, Actinopteri, Cyprinodontiformes, Fundulidae. The record is from RefSeq and is a predicted model, not a curated record. Gene Ontology annotation, biological process: L-glutamate transmembrane transport; malate-aspartate shuttle; aspartate transmembrane transport. Gene Ontology annotation, molecular function: L-aspartate transmembrane transporter activity; L-glutamate transmembrane transporter activity. Bases 208 to 1206 code for a protein of 332 amino acids. The transcript is spliced from 10 exons.